Molecule: messenger RNA, 1813 nt
Organism: Aspergillus homomorphus CBS 101889
Lineage: Eukaryota; Fungi; Ascomycota; Eurotiomycetes; Eurotiales; Aspergillaceae
Product: kinase-like protein
Exons: 6
Coding region: 281-1516 (411 amino acids)
Biological process (GO): protein phosphorylation; regulation of mRNA processing; spliceosomal complex assembly
Molecular function (GO): protein kinase activity; ATP binding
Source: RefSeq, a predicted model, not a curated record
CAUAAACUCUUGAUUUUUUUUCAGUCCAAUGACCUUAUGAUAUAAGCAUAUACAAUAUGAUAUUAACAAGCCUUCUUUGCUCUAUAAAAUAUGCUUAUUGACCCUACGGUGGUAGGACGAAAUAUACGGCGAAUAAGAUGCCCAGCCACUCGCGUGACCUGCGGCGCCAGCCUACGGCAUCCCAACAAGCUUACCUAGUAUAUCCGUAGCUCGAACUAUGCCUUUCUCCCCAAUAUGACCAGAUACACCAACGCCAGUAUUUCUGGCUUUGUUUAAGACCAUGACGCGGAAUUUCUCUAUCCUCAAGCAACCCUUAAAGGUAUUGCGUCACUCGCCCUGGGCAAUCUCGACCGCCAUUCCCGCCCGAAUUGACCCGUCCCUGCUGGUUGAAGAGGAGAACUCACCCUACUACGAGACCGCCUAUUUUUAUCCGGCGCGUAUUGGGGUCAUCCUCAAUGACCGUUAUCAAAUAGCGACCAAGCUUGGCCAUGGAAGCAGAUCGACUGUGUGGCUUGCAAGGGACCUUCAUCAGUGGCGGUGGUCAAACGAGCGAUAUGUGGCUCUUAAGAUUAACUCCAAGAACACCCAUGCACGGAAAGCCGCUGGUGACGUUGAGCUGGAGAUCAUGCGACAUAUCACGAGAGCGAAUCGGCAACACGAGGGCUGGCACUUCGUUCGAAAAUCACUGGACUCGUUUUCCGUACAAGGAGUCUCAGGGGACCAUGUACGUCUCAUCUUCGAACCUCUACGUGAGUCACUUGAAAAAUAUUGUCGGCGAUGGCAAGGCGAAAUACUUCAAGCGCUUGAUUAUCUCCACACUGAAUGCCGUGUCAUCCAUACCGAUUUAAAGCCAGAUAACAUCAUGGUACGACUGGAAGAUCGGGCCCUCCUGUCCCAGGACGCCCGAGAUGAGUUCGAAAAUCCACUACCUCAGAAGCACUGCAGUGAUGGACGCAUCAUAUAUCUGUCUCGCAAUAACUACGGGCCGCUGAAGGACAUCGUCGGACUUAUCGAGAUUGUGGACUUUGAUCUAGCAGUCCAAGGCGAUUCUCCGCAGGAUGGUUGCAUCCAGGACGAGGUAUAUCGUGCGCCAGAGGUCAUCCUUGACAGAGGAUACACGUAUAGUGCCGAUAUAUGGAGUCUGGGAGUUAUGCUUUGGGAUUUCCUAGAAGGGCGAACACUAUUUGAAGCAGCUGAUCCACGCGCUGUUGAAGAUUAUGAUGACGAAACGCAUCUUGCGUAUAUAACUUCGCUCUUAGGUCCCGCCCCCAAAGGCUUUGUUGACUGUGGUAAGAGGACAUCGAUGUUCUUUACGGCUGCUGGAACACUCAAAGAUGAAGACCUUAUCCCCAGUAAUUUCAGCUUCGAAAGCACUCUCUCCAAGUUUGAUGGGGAGGAGAAGAGGAUGUUCAUUAACUUCGUUAAACGGAUGAUCAAAUGGAAACCUGAAGAGCGGAGUACAGCAAAGGAGCUAUCGCAGGAUCCAUGGCUUCACAAUGAACAUCCGCAAAUAUGAGACUGCAGUAUACUAUUAUCUUUGAUCCCAAGAUGGGGUAUCUGGAAGGAGUGCAACUUUUUCCGUGGGUCUUAAAGGCACAUUUGGAUAAGGGGAGUUUGCAAAAUGGAGAGCUGGGCUUAUCUCGAAGCGAAGAAGGAUCCCUGGAUUACCUUAGUCUGGAUAAAACAAGUAUUUUUAGGCCUGUGAAUGAAGCCUUUAUGUAACGGGAAGUACAUCCAGUUCUCUAUCUUCCAUGAUCCAAGUGCUAAUCGUAAGUAGAUUGGCUGACGACCGCCUAGCUUAUGUGAUUGCGAC